This is a messenger RNA of Sclerotinia sclerotiorum 1980 UF-70, 261 nucleotides long. RefSeq lists its product as hypothetical. The record is from RefSeq and is a predicted model, not a curated record. The coding region runs from base 1 to 261 and encodes 86 amino acids. The transcript has 4 exons. Lineage: Eukaryota; Fungi; Ascomycota; Leotiomycetes; Helotiales; Sclerotiniaceae. Gene Ontology annotation, biological process: transmembrane transport. Gene Ontology annotation, cellular component: membrane. Gene Ontology annotation, molecular function: transmembrane transporter activity.
AUGUCUGUACUUGCUGAAGGUGGGGAGACUCUACGAACCGAUUACCAUACAAUUUUGAUGGUCCAAAAGGGGGGUGUCAAUUCAACGGGAUUCAAAGACACUUUCGGCAAUCCAGACCCCACUAUCACUGGUCUCAUUGUUGCUAUAUACGAAAUAGGAUGUUUUCUCGGAAGCGUUGCUACGUCUGUUUUCGGGGAGAACAUCGGAAGAAAGAAAUCAAUUGCGAUAGGAGUGAUGUCUGUAUGCAACUUUCGACGUUAA